ACGCUACUGGUGUGUGCGGGUCACGUGACUCCUUCAUCACAAUGGCGACGAGGUGUUAGAACCCUUUCUGAUGUAAUUCCGGGAGAUAACCAGCCACGCCUACCCGAUGGCUUUCGCCGGCAUCGCUCCACCGGAUCCGUUCCUUCCGACACCGGGCCGCUCCGUGCAGCCAUGGUCCCGAUGGCACGACAUGUUCAAGGUCUGCCUGGUGGCUUCCGGUGCUUCCGAGUUCUCCCCAGAGCGACGCAGGGCUCUUCUACUGCAUUCCUUGGGACCCGAAGGCCAACGUAUUUUCAACACCCUGUCUGUUUCGCAGGCGGCAGAAAAGACAGAGGAGGAGAAAGGGAGCGCAGCUACGCCCGACAUGUAUGAGUCCGCGGUAGCGGCACUGGCCAAGCACUUCGAUACCACCUGCAACCUGGUCGUCGAGCACCACCAAUUUCAUUGUCGCAUUCAGUCCCCAGGCGAGUCUAUUCAAGAGUACAUGACCGCGCUUACAGAGCUGGCCGUGAAGUGUUUAUUUACGUCGCAAGAAGAGUCAUUACGUGACCAGUUUGUUGCCGGUGUGUCCUGGCAUCGUAUUCGGGAACGUCUUAUGACUGGCAUCCAGAAUUUGGAUCUCCUGACAUCAACAAAUAUGACGCAGGCCUGGGGCAAGCUGAAGAUCACACGCAUGUAUGAGGCUUCUAAACUGCAGGAAUUGUGCCAUCCUCUCAGCAGAGUGCUUUGGCGCUACAUUCCCGAGGCAGACUGCACCGAUAAUGAGAAAGGUUCACUCGACGUCACUGUCAGCAUGGAGGAGCGCAUCUUAAGGAGCCACAUCAUGAAGCACCAAAUGGAGCCAUACAUGAAGAUACUGCUCCAUGAUGUGGCAUUCCACGAUGUAACAGCAAUGCGAAUUUACAGAUUUUCGAAGAAUGACCUCGCAAAAGAGGAGCUGCAGUUUUACGAGUCCCAUGUUCCGCACACUGAAAAGGAGGAGGAGGAGGAAUAA
This is a messenger RNA of Dermacentor silvarum, 994 nucleotides long. RefSeq lists its product as uncharacterized. The transcript is spliced from 3 exons. The coding region runs from base 107 to 994 and encodes 295 amino acids. The record is from RefSeq and is a predicted model, not a curated record. Lineage: Eukaryota; Metazoa; Arthropoda; Arachnida; Ixodida; Ixodidae.